AUGAAUCGGCCUAGUCGGUGCUCGGUGUUACUUCGUCGUAUCUUGACAAUUGGAAUGAAUGUCAGGACACAGGAUGAGAAGAAUCAGAUUGUACGUAAACGGAUGCUCGAUCUGCACGACAUCCGUGUGGGAAAAGUGCCGCACGACUCGCCGUGGUUGAGAAACGUCCGUCUGCAAUAUUCGCAAGACGGCCAGCGUAAGGAGUGGGACGUGAUAAGAAUCCACGACAGCGUGUGUAUAAUUAUCUUCAAUAUAAGUCGAAAAAAACUUGUGUUUGUCAGGCAAUUUCGACCGGCAGUAUAUUACGCAUUUCUACCGGAAAAUGAAGAUAAAGUCGAUGUCGAACGUUAUCCCGCAACGCUCGGAGUAACCUUGGAGCUCUGCGCUGGUAUCGUAGAUAAGGACAAGUCUCUCGUCGAGAUCGCCAGGGAAGAAUUAAGAGAAGAGUGCGGCUAUGAAGUACCUGCUUCGGCGUUUACGCAAAUCGCCACCUAUUUAUCCAGUGCUUCUGCUAGUGCAAAACAAACUCUUUUCUAUGUAGAAGUCACAGAUGAUAUGCAUACAUAUCCUGGCGGUGGUGCUGAGUCUGAAGGUGAACUUAUAGAAGUGGUAGAAUUGAGCAUUCCACAACUAAGAGACUACAUGAAAUCUAAGGAAAUACAAAGCCCAUCCAGCUUCCUCUUUGGUGUGUCUUGGUUUCUGUUUAAUAAAUCUGAAUAUUGUUCAUAGAUUAAACUAAAGGUCAUUCUGCUCUGAUAUCUAAAAUAAAAUAAAGCAGUACAAAUUAGUCACAAAUAAAAAAAAUUGAUUCUGAAAAUUA
Messenger RNA from Cataglyphis hispanica, 820 nucleotides. Its product is annotated as uridine diphosphate glucose pyrophosphatase NUDT14-like. The transcript is spliced from 3 exons. NCBI's taxonomy places the organism in Eukaryota, Metazoa, Arthropoda, Insecta, Hymenoptera, Formicidae. Gene Ontology annotation, biological process: nucleoside phosphate metabolic process; ribose phosphate metabolic process. Gene Ontology annotation, molecular function: metal ion binding; UDP-sugar diphosphatase activity. Bases 1 to 729 code for a protein of 242 amino acids. The record is from RefSeq and is a predicted model, not a curated record.